This is a messenger RNA of Gadus morhua (Atlantic cod), 5872 nucleotides long. RefSeq names its product receptor tyrosine kinase-like orphan receptor 1 (gene ror1). The record is from RefSeq and is a predicted model, not a curated record. Lineage: Eukaryota; Metazoa; Chordata; Actinopteri; Gadiformes; Gadidae. Gene Ontology annotation, biological process: positive regulation of canonical NF-kappaB signal transduction; positive regulation of kinase activity; protein phosphorylation. Gene Ontology annotation, cellular component: plasma membrane; signaling receptor complex. Gene Ontology annotation, molecular function: protein kinase activity; Wnt-protein binding; ATP binding. The coding region runs from base 271 to 3171 and encodes 966 amino acids. The transcript is spliced from 12 exons.
CCUAGACAGUCGAGAAUAGAGAGAGGAGCGGGGAGAAACAUACGAGGAAGAAUACGCAUUGGUGGUUUCUUCAGGUUCACAUUAUCACCAGGAGAUCCCUCGUCUUCUAAUGGUGUCUACGCUCUGUACGUUAAACAACCGGGAUAUUUGACGAGAUAGUGUUGAGUGUUUUUUUCGUUGACGUUACACGAGCUUUCUUUUAUUGCACGUGUGCUCGACUGAUGCAGUGGAUGUGAAAAAGGGACUUACCGUUAGCGCUGAUCCGGAGGAAUGUAUCCAAAUCGGGAAACCUGGACCCAUCAUCUGCGGAGAUGUCAGGCAAAAGUUAUCUGCACUGUUGUGUUUCUCCAAAUUAUUCAAGAAUUAGGCGCAACAGGGUCGGACUUUCCCCAAGACCCCAGCGUGGAUGCUACCAGUUCAUGGAAGAGAACCAGUGAUAAUAAAGAGUACAUCCAGCUGGAUGCGCCCAUGAACAACAUCACCACGUCGCCGGGCCACACGGCUGAGCUGUUCUGCCGCGUGUCGGGUGACCCGCUGCCGGCCGUGCGCUGGCUGAAGAACGACGCGCCGGUGGUGCAAGAGCAGCGGCGAAUCUCCUACCGGCCCACCAUGUACGGCUCACGCCUGCGCAUCCGUAACCUGGACACCACCGACACAGGCUACUUUCAGUGUGUGGCCACCAACAGCCAGGGCUCGGUGUCCACCACUGGUGUGCUCUUCGUCAAGUUCGAUCCUCUGCCCACACUUCUGCCAGGAAGGCCUUCAGCGGAUGAUUUUGACGAGGAGGGCUUCUGCCAGCCCUACCGGGGAAUCGCCUGUGCCCGCUUCAUCGGCAACCGCAGCAUCUUUGUAGACUCGCUGCAGAUGCAGGGGGAGAUCGAAACCCAGAUCACAGCGGCCUUCACCAUGAUCGGGACAUCCAACCACCUUUCGGACCGCUGCUCCCAGUUCGCCAUCCCCUCCCUCUGCCACUUCGCCUUCCCCACAUGCGAUCGCAGCUCGGGGGCGGACAAGCCCCGCGACCUGUGCAAGGACGAGUGCGAGAUCCUGGAGAACGACCUUUGCAAGACGGAGUACAUCAUCGCCCGCUCCAACCCCCUCAUCCUGAAGCGCCUCAAGCUGCCCAACUGUGACGAGCUAGCUGCGUACGACAGCCCCGCCGCCGCCAACUGCCUGCGCAUCGGCAUCCCCAUGGCCGAGCCCAUCAACAAGAACCACAAGUGUUUCAACGGCUCCGGCUCGGACUACCGCGGCACAGUGAGCAUGACCAGGUCGGGGCGCCAGUGUCAACCCUGGAACUCCCAGCACCCCCACAGCCACAGCUACCUGGCCGUCCGCUACCCCGAGCUCAAUGGGGGCCACUCAUACUGCCGUAAUCCCGGCGACAAGCAUGAGGGCCCCUGGUGCUUCACACUCGACGACAGCGUCCGCAUGGAGCUCUGCGACAUUGCCAUCUGUGACCACAACAAGGACAAGAGCAGCAGUAGUAACAUGGAGAUCCUGUACAUCCUGAUCCCCAGCGUGGCCAUCCCCUUGGCCAUCGCCCUGCUCUUCUUCUUCAUCUGCGUCUGCCGCAACAACACCAAGACCCCUCGGACCCCCGUGCCCAGACAGCCCAAGCCGGUCCGGGGGCAGAACGUGGAGAUGUCCAUGCUCACCACCGUUUACAAGCCCAAAAGCAAGGCCAAGGAGCUGCCCCUAUCUGCGGUGCGCUUCAUGGAGGAGCUGGGGGAGUGCUCACUGGGGAAGAUCUACAAGGGUCACUUGUACCUCCCGGGCAUGGAGCAGGCCCAGCUGGUGGCCAUCAAAACGCUCAAGGACUUCUCCAACACGCAGCUGUGGGGGGACUUCCAGCAGGAGGGGUCCACAUUGGCUGAGCUCCACCACCCCAACGUGGUUUGUCUUCUGGGCAUGGUCACGCAGGAGCAGCCCGUCUGCCUGCUGUUUGAGUUCCUGCCCCAGGGCGACCUGCACGAGUUCCUCAUCAUGCGCUCGCCGCACUCAGACGUGGGCUGCAGCAGUGACGAGGACGGCACUGUCAAGUCCAGCCUAGACCACGGGGACUUCCUGCACAUGGCACUGCAGGUGGCGUCUGGCAUGGAGUACCUUGCCAGCCACUUCUAUAUCCACAAGGACCUGGCGGCGAGGAACAUCCUGGUGGGGGAGCAGCUGCACGUGAAGAUCUCGGACCUGGGCUUGUCCCGGGAGAUCUACUGCUCGGACUACUACCGCAUCCAGCCCAAAACGCUGCUGCCCAUCCGCUGGAUGCCCCCCGAGGCCAUCGCCUAUGGCAAGUUCACCACCGACUCGGACAUCUGGUCGUUCGGUGUGGUGCUGUGGGAGGUGUUCAGUUACGGCCUGCAGCCUUACUACGGCUUCUCCAACCAGGAGGUGAUGGAGAUGGUGAGGAAGAGGCAGCUGCUGCCCUGCCCUGAGGACUGCCCACCAAGGUUCUACGGCCUCAUGACGGAGUGCUGGCAGGAGGGCCCGGCCCGCCGGCCCCGCUUCAAGGACAUCCACGGGCGUCUGCGCGCCUGGGAGGGCAUGUCCUCCCACGGCAGCUCCAGCACGCCAUCGGGAGGCAACGCAACCACCCAGACCACCUCGCUCAGUGCCAGCCCCGUCAGCAACCUCAGCCACCCAACUCGCUACGCUGCCGCCCCGGGCUACAUGUACCCGGGCCAGCCGCUCUCCCCGCAGGCCCAGAUGGCCCAGAUGACGCAGAUGGGCCAGAUGGGUCAGAUCCCGACUGGGUGGACGCCUGUGGCCGUCGCCCAGGCCCACCAGCGCUUCAUCCCGGUCAGCGGCUACCCCAUCCCACCGGGCUACGCCGCCUUCCCGGCGCACUUUGCCGGCCCACCACAGCCCCCCACCCGGAUGGUGCAGCACCACCUGCCCCCGCCCAAGAGCCGCUCGCCCAGCAGCGCCAGUGGCUCCACCAGCACGGGCCAUGUGAGCGGAGUCCCCUCCACCACAGGCUCCAACCACGACGCCAAUACUCCCCUGCUCUCCCACUGCAUGGUGCAGGGCGGCCCUGGCGGGCAGAUGUACGGACAUAUUACUCAGAAGUCUGUGGGGCAGUUGGAGCACGGCUCCCAGACGGCAGCGCUGCUUGGCGGGGAUGGCAACAUACUGCUAUACAGCGACCCGGUCAUCACCGUGGACCUGUAGGCUCUUUGAUUCAGCUUCUUCUCGUUGCUUUCUAUGGCGUUGACACCCUUCUGAGGACUCCAGGCCCCAGUCUGGACAGAACCUUUUUUUACUCUUGCCCCCAUCUAUGUUAGCAUACUUCCUUGGUUUGUAAAUGUGCUCUUGUUUUUUUUAUUCAAUUUAUUUUAACCUUCUGUGUAAAUAAAUUAGAAAAAGUCAAAAAUGACAAAAAUGCAAAUAUAUAUAUGUAUAUAUAUAUUCAAAAGGAACAUUUUUUUAUUGAGCAAGAGACUUUUGACGUUACGUUUCGGGGUGGGGGAAGGGGCUGUACAUCCGUCCCCCUUACCUCUGCUGUUUCUGAUGAAGUCGUGGCCCAGAGUGUAACGCCUCGUGCCCACUGCACCGUCAGUCAAAGGACUCAGAAGGUGUGGCUCACGGAUGGGGGAGCUUUUCAGGGUCGUCAGAGCCCGAGUAGUGUCACUGUGCUUAAAUUUGCAUACGUGAUCUGAUUGGAUGAUGGAUCCGUCGCUGCCGAAAAACUUUUUCAACUUUUUGACGGAGCCUUCAGCACACGGAUCCACAAUGCAUUGCGCGUCCGUCCCCAUUCAAAGUCAAUGGGGAUCAGUCACAUACGGAGGCAGUGGGCACGGGGCGUAAGGCAGGCAGACCCGGGAGUCUCACAGACUGACUGACUUCCCCCCCAGGAGCGUCUCCCCCAAAUGAAGGUCUGCCAAGCGGUCUGCCAAGAGACUAUCGAUCACAAGGGGUUAUGAAUUUAAAGGGAACAGGACAUUUAUUCAGAGGUUUCAGCUUCCUUUCAGCAACACUGCAUCAUUUUGAGACUGGACAAGACAUGUCGUGAAGACAAGGGGGUCAAGAUCCUGGUUCCUCUGAAUCUGAGGAGCUGGCAGAAGCUCUGCGAUCAAGGCUUUGGUCUAGAACAACUAAUGGUAACACAUAAUUUAGAACAACCAACAGUUGCACAAGGUUUUGUCUGAAUUCAUGCAGGUAAUAGUGCGUCUGGCCAUAACAAUUCCCAGAGAUGAUAGAAAAGUCUGUUAUAGUCACACUUUACACUACUUCUAUCUGGCAAGUGUAUUGAGUGGAAAGGGAUGGGGGGGACCAGGGGCAGAGCACCAUCCCCCCGCCCCAACCACCCAGAGACCAUGCUCGGCAAUUUUCUUUCAUUUGUCAUGCUAUGGGUUGUCGCGGUCACUCUUGGGUGGGUUUGAUCAGAGUAUGAGCACGGUUCUGUUUCGCUUUAGAUUGGAUGCUGCAUUUUGCUUUUUAUCUGUCAUUUAUUUUUUUAUUUUUUUAUUUUUUUCCUUAAUAGGUGGGGUGGGGCCGGAGGGGGGGACAUUUAUAGUUUUGAAGGAUUUUUUUUCAGUACUGGGUGCCUAAUAUAAUGGGACACAAUCCGAGGUGAUUCUAUAGUGAUGCAUCAUACCGUCCCAUCAGUUGAGUCCCAACUUCAAAGUGCCAAGUUCAGGAAGUGAAACACUGAACCGGAACGGUGUGUCAAGUGGUGUGUCGUCCACAUGGGCCUUAUGGACUCUCAGCCCUGAAAAUGCUUCUGCAACUAAACAAAGUCAUCUUUGCCUUGGCCCGAGAACCAAAUGUAUAUAUCCUCCCUGCCUGCAUGUGAGGAGGAGAGGAAAGGACGAAAAGAUGUACAGGCGGCUCCAUACACUAUACCUGCCCUAUGACCUCACACUUGAUAUUGCUAUUAGUUUGCAUGUCAAGUGACACCACCUGGUACAAUAUCAGUCAAUCAGAAAGAGCAAAUGUAAUGGCCUUUGUUUCCCCAUAGGUGGUGCUGUCUCUGAUGUUUUGGUACCACACGUGAGGGCACGUAAGCUCAAGGAUAGCUUGGUCACCCCUCCCUGUACACAGCGAUGGUCUACACUGUGCAUGUCAAGUGUCAGUCUGUAGCCUAUUUAUCUAGAUGACCAAUGUGCUACGGCAAUGCUCCAUUUCGUUUUACUAGUAUGAGACCAGUAGUGAAUGUAUUUAUGUGUUUAUUCAGUGUAGCAUUCAAGGAGGUGCCAGAAUGCUAUUGCGCAAAUGAGGCAAAAUGGUCCAAACAAGCCUGAUGUGUCAUUUAACAUUUGUCCAACAUAAUACAUAACAAAACAAAUUAAUAUUACUUAAGCCUUAGUCCACUUUUGUCCAUUUGUGAUGGAUGGUAAAUACCUCGAAAAAUGACUCAUUAACAACGUAUGACCUAAAUGUUUGAAAAUGUAGGUACAUUUCAUCUUAAGGUGGGCUGUGUAUACCUUUCAUCUUUUGGACAAAUAGUCACAUCUGAAUGAUUUUUACACAGAUCAGCCUGCCGUAUUCACCGCAUAGUUAACCUGUCUUCUUGGCUUUCGCCUUUAGAUGUAGGGUCCUUUAAUUAGCUUUACUUCACUUUUGUUUUUGUUUGUUUUUUAAUCUUUCAAAUUAAGCAAACUGAGCUACCUAACAUAGCCGCUGAAGAUCUGUGCAGCCCUCCCAUUGAGCAAUGUUGAGAAUUCACCUUCACCCAACCGUCCCAUUUAAAAACCACUUGUACACAAGACUGUGAAUCGAAGCCAAAUCUAUUUUGUAUUUAAAAAGAGGAAAAAAACAUUUUUUGUGGCAUUUAACAAUAUCAUUGGAGACUCUUUCAGAUUUGUAAGAAAAAAACAAAUUUUGUUGUGAAAAGCAUAUGCCAUUACCCAUUAAAAACGGUUUACAUGAA